Molecule: messenger RNA, 1541 nt
Organism: Capsicum annuum
Lineage: Eukaryota; Viridiplantae; Streptophyta; Magnoliopsida; Solanales; Solanaceae
Product: pectin acetylesterase 8
Exons: 13
Coding region: 100-1398 (432 amino acids)
Biological process (GO): cell wall organization
Cellular component (GO): plant-type cell wall
Molecular function (GO): pectin acetylesterase activity
Source: RefSeq, a predicted model, not a curated record
GUAUGGUUUUCUAAUGUUGUGUUUUCUAUUUUAAUGCCUAAUUUCCCUCUGCUCCAAACAAUUUAACUUCUCCAUCCUCCUAUAUAUAGAUGAGUGAUUAUGCUAAAAUUUAUUCAUGGUUUUAAACAUCUUCUGCAACAUAUAUAUUUUAAAAAGAUGAUGAUGGCUUCAAGAUCACUUCAACUUUUUAUCUUGUUUGUUUGUUCUUUGACCAUCAUCACAAUUGAAUGUUCAGAAGUAGAAAAACAAAACCCAAAUCUUUAUAAUAUCACGAAAACAGUAGUUCAUAGUGCAGUGUCAAAAGGAGCAGUGUGCUUGGAUGGAUCACCUCCAGCAUACUAUUUUGAUCCAGGAUUUGGAGAUGGAGUUGAUAGUUGGAUUGUCCAAAUUUCUGGAGGAGCAUGGUGUGUAAACGUCACAGACUGCAUAGGACGUACCAAGACACAACUUGGUUCAUCAAAAUACAUGGGUGAACAAGAAUUUCGAGGAAUUCACAGCAAAAAUAAGAGUGCAAAUCCAGAUUUUUACAAUUGGAACAAAGUCAUUCUUGCAUAUUGUGAUGGUGGAUCGUUCGUAGGAGAUGUUGAAUAUGUUGAUCCAGCUACCAAUCUUCAUUUCAGAGGGAAAAGGAUUUUUUAUGCAAUAUUAGAGGAGUUGCUAGAAAAGGGAUUAAAGAAUGCCAAAAAUGCCCUCCUAGCUGGUGGUUCUGCCGGAGGAUAUCCAGCUGUAUUAUACUGUGAUAGCUUUCGCGAUUCAUUGCCAAGUGCCGCUCGAGUUAAAUGUCUGAAUGAUUGUGGCUAUUUUCCUCAUUUCAAGAAUUCUGAACUCGAAAAAAAUUGGCACGUCAGAUUUUCAGGAGUUGCCGAAUUACAAGGAGCUGCCCAAUCAUUACCUAAAUCAUGCACUUCAAAAAUGAAACCAGAAUUGUGCCUCUAUUCACAGAAUAUUCAACAAGAUAUCAAGACACCUCUUUUUAUUUUCAUGUCAGCAUAUGAUAAUGUUGAGACAAAAUAUACCUUUGGAGAUUAUAUGGGUGGCCUGAUUGACGGUGGAAAAUGCUCAGCAAGUCAGAAUCAAAGCCUGAUAGAAAUGAGGUCAGAAUUCUUAAAUGCAUUACCCAAAGGAGAUAAUCCAAAAUUAAGAGGAGUUUUUGUAGACUCAGUACAUCAUCAUAAUAGCCUUCUGCGGAGGUGGAUUCCUGAAACUGCCAUUAACGUAAAUGGCCAGCUUCACACAGAGGUAUUUGCUGAUUGGUACUUUGAUCGAAAAUACACCUAUUUGAUUGAUGAAACUAAUGAGUUGCCACUCACAAAUAAUGCUCGACUCAUAUGGUCAUGGAAAGUUGACAAUGCAACUUACAAUGCAACUGCUCGAGUCAUAUACAAUACAACUCUCUAAUGUUCAUGUAAACUGUUUCUCAUAUAUAUAUAUGCAUAUAUAAAGUUCCCUUUGACAAAAGUACUAAAAAGUUCUGGCCUCCAAUAUUGUGACAUAAGUUUUACUUAUCUAAUUGUUUACUUAUAAACUUAUUAGUUUAUGUA